Messenger RNA from Panicum hallii, 1766 nucleotides. RefSeq lists its product as uncharacterized. Gene Ontology annotation, cellular component: membrane. The record is from RefSeq and is a predicted model, not a curated record. Bases 300 to 1466 code for a protein of 388 amino acids. Gene Ontology annotation, molecular function: glycosyltransferase activity. The transcript is spliced from 2 exons. Lineage: Eukaryota; Viridiplantae; Streptophyta; Magnoliopsida; Poales; Poaceae.
GGUCCAUCGGUCCGUCCGGCUGCAUCUCCUCUGUUGCUAGGUGAGCACACCCGUGACGCUACACGUCCCCCGAGGCGCUCCUCACUCCACCCCACACCACCAGCAGCAGCGCCGCCCGCUUCGCCAGUUUCGCACAACCCCAACCACCGCCGGCCCGCCAGGCCCCAGAUCUGGUACGUGCCGCCCCUCGAUUUGGCGCGCGCGAUCCGGCCUCGUGCCGGAGAUAUGCCAGGCUCGAGCUCAAAUCUGGGAGAGUCCACCGAGCCGAGAUCCUAGUCGCGAAUCGCGCGGGCGCAGCGAUGCAGGCGCGGGUGGCGUCCAUGGAGGACGUGAAGGAGGCGCGGCAGGCGGCGGCGGCGGGGCAGGGGAGGUUGCUGCCCACGGGGAUGCUCAAGGUGUUCCUGGGCUUCCUGCUGCUGGGCGUGGGGCUGUCCGCCGCCGCCAUGUACAUGGCGCGGCACGCCGUGGCGGCGGCCGCGCCCGCGCUGUUUCGGCCGUGCCUGGGGUCCUCCGCCGCGGAGGAGGAGCCCGAGGGGCUGGAGCGGUGGACGCGCCCCCCGGCGCGCGUGGAGCACGCGAUGACGGACGAGGAGCUGCUCUGGCGCGCGUCGUUCGCGCCGCGGGUGCGCGGGUACCCCUUCCGCCGCGUGCCCAAGGUGGCCUUCAUGUUUCUCACGCGAGGCCCGUUGCCCCUGGCGCCGCUCUGGGAGCGCUUCUUCCGUGGGCACGAGGGGCGCUACUCCAUUUACGUGCACGCCUUGCCAUCCUACCACGCCAAUUUCACCUCCGAAUCCGUCUUCUACCGUCGCCAAAUCCCCAGUAAGGUUGCAGAAUGGGGUCAGAUGACCAUGUGUGAUGCUGAGAGACGUCUACUUGCCAACGCUUUGCUGGAUUUAUCCAACGAGUGGUUUGUGCUAGUGUCUGAGUCCUGCAUUCCUAUAUUUGAUUUCAACACAACAUAUGAAUACUUCCAGAAUUCAAACCGAAGCUUUCUCAUGGCGUUUGAUGACCCUGGACCAUAUGGACGGGGCAGAUACAACUGGAACAUGACCCCUGAGGUUGAACUUGACCAGUGGCGCAAAGGUUCUCAAUGGUUUGAAGUAGACAGAGAACUUGCUAUUGCAAUAGUCAAAGAUACGGUCUAUUACCCAAAAUUCAAGGAGUUCUGCAGGCCCCACUGUUACGUUGACGAGCACUAUUUCCCUACAAUGCUGACAAUUGAAGCUCCGGAUAGCCUGGCUAACAGAAGUGUUACUUGGGUGGAUUGGUCGAGAGGUGGUGCACAUCCAGCCACGUUUGGCAGGGGCGAUAUCACGGAGGAAUUCCUGAGGAGAGUCCGAGAGGGGCGGACCUGUCUAUACAAUAACCAGAACUCAACAAUGUGCUUCUUGUUUGCGCGGAAGUUUUCUCCAAGUGCAUUGGAGCCAUUGUUAGAGCUAGCGCCCACUGUGCUCGGUUUUGGUUGAUGACUUGAUGUAUGCUUGAAGAGGUGUUGCCUGUAAUUUUGAUAUUAGAUCAGUGUAGGAUUACAGCGUGGAGACAUGGGCUUAGAUUGAUGGAUGUAAACACGCACGGUGCCCGCAUCCACUGAUUAUUAUACACAAACCUGUAUUGUUCUGUACAGUAAACUGACAAUGGAUCACAAGGGCUUUUCUCUCUAGGAUUGUUCUUACUACCCCGCAUUUUCUUGGUUUAUUGGAAGAUAAUGUACUGUGAAAUUUUUGGAGAAAAUACUUAAUGGAACGAUGUAGGGCAGUGGGAGUGAA